Messenger RNA from Priapulus caudatus, 1016 nucleotides. RefSeq names its product 3-beta-hydroxysteroid-Delta(8),Delta(7)-isomerase-like. Gene Ontology annotation, cellular component: membrane; endoplasmic reticulum. Bases 121 to 801 code for a protein of 226 amino acids. Gene Ontology annotation, biological process: cholesterol biosynthetic process. The transcript has 4 exons. The record is from RefSeq and is a predicted model, not a curated record. Gene Ontology annotation, molecular function: cholestenol delta-isomerase activity; steroid Delta-isomerase activity; C-8 sterol isomerase activity. NCBI's taxonomy places the organism in Eukaryota, Metazoa, Priapulida, Priapulimorpha, Priapulimorphida, Priapulidae.
CUACGGUAUUUAGUCUGAGUUAUGUCUCCCCAGUGCUCACUCACUCGAGUCAUUAUCCAUUUUCCUAUACAUGCAAGCUAGUAAUCUGUGGGAAACUUUACUAACAAUCAAGAUCUCAAGAUGGUGUCUCAGGAACUACACCACCCAUAUUUCCCACGCAGCCUGAAACUACCAAACUAUGUUCCAAAUACCCUCACAGCACCAGAAAUUCUCACCAUAUUCGGUGGUGCAGUAGCAUUGGUAGGCACCCUGGCAUUCUUUGCUGCCAGCAGGGGGAGACACAGUGUGACAUGCAGGCUAGCCAUCACGUGGUUUGUCAUCUGUGGAUGCAUACACCUUGUGCUGGAGGGAUACUUUGCCAUCUUUUAUAAUGUUAUUAUUGCUGACAAUCAUUUCCUCAGUCAAGUCUGGAAAGAAUAUGGCAAGGCAGAUAGUCGAUACCUGAUCGCGGACACGUUCACCGUCACGAUGGAGUCGCUGACAGCGUUCAUCGAGGGACCGGCGUGCGUGUGGGUGGCGGUGGCGCACGCGCGACGCGGCCGCGAGCGACACGCGCUGCAGCUGCUCGUCUCCGCGUGGCAGCUGUACGGGACGGUGCUCUACUUCGCGACGGAGGCGUUCGACGGCUGGCCACACGCGCACGCAGGAGGACGCGAGUCGGUCUACUUCUGGACGUACCUCGUCGCGAUCAACGCCGUCUGGCUUCUCGUACCGUCGCUGCUCAUCGCGCAGGCGUGGCGGAGGCUGUGUGACGCGCAGUGCGAUCACGACGCACGGAGCGAUGGAUGGAAAAAACAGUGAUAGCUUGCGACGGAUGGAGCGAUGGAUGGCAGGGUUCUGCCCAGGAUUUUUUAGUGCCGGGCGCAUCCAGUUGCGACAAAGUCGGAAGAUGCAAGCGCCGUAGGCGAGAAGCCAAUCUAGGGGGGUCCGGGGCAUGCCCCACCGGAAAGUUUUUAAUUUUGGAGUCUGAAACUCAAUUUCCUGCAUUCUGAGCAAUAAAAAGCCCAUAUAUCAGA